This is a messenger RNA of Myripristis murdjan (pinecone soldierfish), 8847 nucleotides long. RefSeq names its product neuron navigator 1-like. Lineage: Eukaryota; Metazoa; Chordata; Actinopteri; Holocentriformes; Holocentridae. Gene Ontology annotation, cellular component: microtubule cytoskeleton; axon initial segment. Gene Ontology annotation, biological process: neuron migration; microtubule bundle formation; neurogenesis. The record is from RefSeq and is a predicted model, not a curated record. Gene Ontology annotation, molecular function: ATP hydrolysis activity.
AAAGGAAAGGGUUUGUGUGAGGAAACCUAUUUUCUCCCUGUUGAUGCUUUUCUAUAUGGUCUCAUGCAGGAGGCAUGCUUGGAAAUAGCGUGAAAGGCAGAGAAGGAGAUUUGAAGAUGGAAAGGACGGAUAGCACAAAGGCAUACGGCCAAGCAGAUGGCAAAGGAGUUGGCAUGGCAGCCAAGAGAGCCAAGUCUGGAGUGCCUCAGAGCACCAGGGGGGAGCUAAAGGUUUACCGGGCAGGUAGCUCUGAGGGCAGAUUACCUGUGCCCUCUAACCUCCGCAAGCAGAGGUCUAUGACCAACCUAGCUGUUCUCACCGACGCCGAGAAGAAGUUGCACCUUUAUGAGCCUAAGUGGUGUGAUGACAUGGCUAAGCCUGGAGCAGGGCAAACCAAAACAGGCAAGCCAAAGACGGCAGGAGGUGGCAGCAGCGCCGGAGGGGGUGCCCCGCUCUCACGCAACCUCUCCAAAUCGGAGCAUUCCCUCUUCCAGGGCAAGCCCAAGCCCUUCAGCCCUUUAGCUGCUCCAUCUGCACUGAGCAAGCAGAGUCGCAUACCUCGAGGUCCUUACGCUGAGGUGAAGCCCCUGAGCAAGGCACCUGAGGAUGGGAAAUCAGAUGAUGAGAUCCUCUCCAGCAAGGCAAAGGCCAACAGUAAGAAGCAGGGAGCUGGAGCUGGAGGGGAGGCGGGGUCCAAAGGCCAGGGGGAGGAAGGGGGAGACAAGCCCUUCUUGAAGGUGGACCCAGAGCUGGUGGUGACAGUGCUGGGAGACCUGGAGCAGCUGCUGUUCAGUCAGAUGCUGGACCCGGAGUCCCAGAGGAAGCGAACCGUGCAGAAUGUCCUUGACCUCCGACAGAAUCUGGAAGAUACAAUGUCCAGUCUUCGUGGCUCCCAGCUUAGCCAUAGUUGUCUGGACAGCAGUAACGUGGGCUAUGACAGCGAUGACACCAACGCUCGCAGCAUGUCCAGCCUGUCCAACCGCUCUUCACCUCUGUCCUGGCGCCACGGCCAGUCGAGCCCUCGCCUUCAGGCAGGUGACGCCCCGUCCUCCACAGGCGGAGGGUACCAGGGUGGGAAAAGUGGCUCCCAGUAUACAGCCCAAACGAUGCCGACACGCUGCUCCAGCCGCCUCAGCAGCACCUCCCGCAUUGAGCUCAUCGAGGGGCUGGAUGUCGACGACACUGACCUUAAGUCCGGCUACCUGAGUGACAGUGACCUGCUGGGCAAAAGUCUACCGGAUGAUGAUGACGACAACCUGGCCAAUGGCUGGGAUGAGAGCAGCUCCAUCAGCAGCGGGCUCAGCGAUGGUGAUGGCGAAGGUUCAGAGAACCUCAGUUCAGAGGAGUUCAACGCCAGCUCCUCCCUCAACUCUCUCCCUACCACACCCUUGGGAUCCAGACGCAACUCUUCUGUUAUGCUCCGCACUGACGCAGAGAAGCGCUCCCUGGUGGAAAGCGGCCUCUCCUGGUACAGUGAGGAUGGCAAAGUCAGCCGCAAGCUAGAUGGUGGCAGCUACGACACAGGGAGUCUCAAGACGGAGACUCCAAGCAAGUGGAGGAAGAAGCCCCCGCAGAGCAUCAUUGACGAUGCAGGGAUUAAAGGAGAGCUGAAGAAGCCUCAGAGCCUGGGUCAGCCAGGGAGUUUCAAGAAAGGACGCAAUCCUCCUGUGGGCGUGACUUCCCCCAUCACCCACACCUCUCAGAGCAUGUUAAAAGUUGCAGCACCUAAAACUGAGAAGCCAUUGGACAAAUCCAAGAUGUCGGUCAGAACCUCUGGUCUGCAACGGUCUCGUUCUGAUGCUGGUAGGGAUCAUCAUGGAGAGCACCGUAAGCCCCCGUCAGGUUUAGUCAAGCCAACUGCUGGAGCCUCUUUUGGUUACAAGAAACCAGCCACUGGUACUGCUACUGUUAUGACAGCAGGGGGCACCACCAUCUCCAGUGGCUCUGCAACUGUGGGUAAAACCCCCAGGUCUUCUGGUAUCCCUGUGAAGCCUGGUGGAGGAGGAGUACCUUCUGGUCGCAAGAACAGCUUUGAUGCAAGCAGUGAGCAAGGCUUCUUGGGCCCUAGUGCUCGUAACAGCAUUCAGUACCGCAGCCUGCCUCGUCCAGCCAAAUCAAGCACACUCAGCGUGAUCGGUCGACCUGCACCACGGCCCAUCAGCAGUACCAUUGAUCCCAGUUUGUUGAGCCUGAAACCUGUAACAAUGGCCUCCACAAGCCCCAGGGCGAAGGAGCCCAGUAGUUGUAGCAGUAAGAUGGCUAAUCGAUCCAGCACAGGCCCCGUUAACCAAACAGACAGGGAGAAGGAAAAGGAAAGAGCCAAGGCCAAGGCUGUGGUUGCUGACAUGGACUGUGGCUCUCUGAAAGGAGAGGAGACUCCAUCUGAGUCCACAGGAGAAUCUGCAGUGAAACUGCAUGGCUUGCGACGGACCAGUAGCAGCAAGUACCCUGAGUUGUCAUCACCCACCACACCAAGGAUGCUGAACAGUAAGUCUCUGGGGCGUCCACCCAGCUUGGCUCAUCUGGACAAGGUCAACUCCAACAGUCUCGACUCCUGUGUCACCAUCCAGGAUCUCCCACCCAAAGUCCCCCCAUACUCCAAACUGCAGGACCUGGUUGGGUCCCGAGGUGCACCACGCCUCACCCCCAGCCCGGCCCCUGUCCUUCACAUUGAUUCUCCCGGGUCAUACACUAGUGAGAGCCUGAGCCUGAGUGGAUCACCCCUGCUCUACCCCAAACUGUCCGGCAUGCACCGGAGUAUGGAGUCACUACCCCUCCAGAUGAGCGUGCCUUCCACCGGGAGGUUUGUUCGGACAGAGACCCAGGACAAGGAGGAGAUGGGGACAGGAACCUGGGGGGCAGGAAGCAGGACGUCCCUCAACCUCCCAGACAGUUUGCAAACAGACAGGAACACCUUGCCGAAGAAAGGCUUAGAGCGCUAUGGCUCAAGCCUGUCAGAGAGUGAUGGAGGCAAACAGGGGAGGCGCCACUCCCACACCAUAGUAAGCAUGACAGAGAGCGAUAGCCCCCCCCAGCUGCCUUCUCCCACCCGUACACUCCACCCCUCCUCUGGCAAGGCUCCUCUCACCAAUGUGGUUGCUCCAAUUUCCAGCGGCACUCCGAGGAUAACACGCUCCAACAGCAUAGGCCCCCCUAACGAUUCAUCUUAUGAUCUGUAUGGCUCCUCUCCCCUGGGCAGCAGUGUGUCCCUGGCUGACCGGCCCAAAAGCAUGAUGCGAUCUGGGUCUUUCCGUGAACCUGGUGAUGAUGUGCAUGGUUCUGUGCUCUCUUUGGCAUCCAAUGCUUCGUCAAACUAUUCCUCGAAUGAGGAGAGGAUACAAGGGGAGCAAAUCCGCAAGUUAAGACGAGAGCUGGAGUCUUCCCAGGAGAAGGUCGCCACCUUGACCACCCAGCUCUCUGCCAACGCUAAUUUGGUAGCAGCGUUUGAGCAGAGUCUGGCGUUGAUGACAGCACGCCUGCAGACCUUAUCCGUGUCCUCAGACCAGAAGGACUCUGAAUUGUGUGAGCUGAAGGAGACCAUUGAGAUUCUGAGGGCCAAAAAUACAGAGGCCCAGGAAAUCAUACAGGGGGCUCUGAGUAGCCCUGACAUCACACCUAAAGAGCUCCAGAUCAAACGUCAAAACUCAUCGGAGAGUGUCUCCAGCCUCAACAGCACUACCAGCUACUCAAGUAUGAGCAGUCUCAAGGAGCAGGAGGCCAAGAAGAAGAAGAAGAAGAGCUGGGUCUUUGAGUUACGCAGCUCCUUCAACAAGGCCUUUAGUAAGAAGGGCUCAAAGCUGCCAGCAUCGUAUGCUGACAUUGAAGAGAUAGCCACCCCAGAAUCCUCUGCACCCUCCUCACCCAAAGUCCACCAUGAUGGGGAUAAUCCUCCUUCAUCAAUAAAGCCCUCUGCCUCUGCAUCAUCAUCUGGACUCUGUGAAGGAGGUGACGCAGCAGAUGAAAAGGUGGUAUCAGACCUGCGCUCAGAACUCUGGGAGAAGGAGCGGAAACUUACAGACAUCCGUCUGGAGGCACUGAGCUCUGCCCAUCAGCUGGAGCAGCUGCAGGAGGCCAUGUCCAACAUGCAGAGGACAGUGGAGAGUCUCAAGGCUGAAAAUGACCAGCUGAAGACAGGUGGCUCUUCCCCUUCCCCAUCUCCCGGCCCCUCCUGCUCCGUCUCUCAGUCCUCAGGUCUCACUACCUUAGGGGGCUCAUCACCACGGCAAUCAGUAGCCAUGCACAUGCCCAAAAGCUACAGCAGGGGGCUGAGUGAGGGGACAGCAGAUGUCCUCUCUGCAGAUUCUCUCAGCCUUUCCUCACAACGAGAUGACCACCGUGUGAGGGUGGUGGUUUGUGUUGCUAAUCUACAUGUCUUCAAAGAUGAGGUUAAGCAGCAGGACUUCUUCAUUGGCACUGUCAGGGUGAAUGGCAGGAUGGAUUGGCCCAUGCUGGACUCAGCUGUUAGCCAGGCUUUCAAGGUGUACAUAGCCAAGGUUGACCCCACCUCUAGUCUUGGCCUGUCCACUGACUCUAUCUACAGCUACAGUAUGGGUCACAUUAAGAGGGUGCUGGGAGGAGAGGCUCCAGAGAGUCAGCCCUCUCGCUGCAUGUCCAGAGGCCCAAGCAGCAUCACUGUGGCACUGAAAGGUUUGAAGGAGAAGUGUGUGGACAGCCUGGUAUUUGAGACCCUCAUUCCCAAGCCUAUGAUGCAACACUACAUCAGCUUGCUACUCAAGCACCGCCGUCUUAUCCUGUCGGGGCCCAGCGGCACGGGUAAGACCUACCUCACUUCCCGGCUGGCUGAGUACCUGGUGGACCGCAGUGCCCGCGAAGUCACAGAUGGCAUUGUGGUCACUUUCAACAUGCACCGCCAGUCAUGCAAGGAUCUACAGCUCUAUCUUUCAAACCUGGCCAAUCAAAUUGAUCGGGAAACCAGCACAUCAGAAAUACCAUUAGUGGUUAUCCUGGAUGAUAUUCAUGAUGCUGCUGCUAUCAGUGAACUUGUCAAUGGUGCACUCACUUGCAAAUAUCACAAAUGUCCUUAUAUUAUUGGAACAAGCAAUCAGCCAGUGAAGAUGACUGCUAACCAUGGCUUGCAUCUCAGCUUCAGGAUGGUGACCUUCUCCAAUAACGUGGAGCCAGCCAAUGGCUUCCUGGUACGCUACCUGCACAGGAAGCUCAUGGAGGCUGAGAAUGAGAGGAGUUUGACCAAUGAGGACCUGAUCAGGGUGCUGGAUUGGUUGCCCAAACUGUGGUAUCACCUGCACACCUUCUUGGAGAAGCACAGCACAUCUGACUUCCUCAUUGGCCCUUGCUUUUUCCUCUCCUGCCCGGUCACAGUAGAUGAGUUUCGUUCGUGGUUCAUCGACCUUUGGAACCAUUCCAUUAUCCCUUACCUUCAAGAGGGGGCCAAGGACGGGAUCAAGGUCCAUGGCCAGAAAGCGGUGUGGGAGGACCCAGUGGAGUGGGUGAGGGGCACUCUACCUUGGCCAUCUGCCCAGCAGGACCAGGCCAAGCUGUUCCAUUUGCCUCCGCCCAGCAUAGGCUCUAGUAGUCCUGGACAGUCCGGUGAAGAGAGGCCUCACAAAGAGACACCGCCUAGCUCCAUGGAGUCUGAUCCUCUGAUGGCAAUGCUUUUGAAACUUCAAGAGGCUGCCAAUUACAUUGAGUCUCCGGACAAAGAAGAGCCCGCCCUGCCUCAACUUUGAACACAAUGAUUAAAUUCAAGACUCAGCACUUCAGACAGGACUUUUAUUUUCUGCCCACUGUAUUACACAGUGCAGUAUACAGUGCACAUUCAGGAACACGCUAAGCCUCAGAAAUGGUUUUAGGGUGAUUUUAGUCAUUCCUGCUCUAAGAGCUUGGAAGUGUGAUUAGUUAUCCAGAAGAUUUCAUUCCAAUUCAGUUCAAAAAGCAUUGCCAGUAUAUUUCAAUGAAAAUCUAUAUUCUGUUAAUUUACCAUUUUUUGACCAGAGGACAUUCUUUUCUGUUUAAAUGAAAUCCCUUUAUCCACCACUCUUGCCCUCAGUACUAUAUCGGUGCUAGUAGAUCACUACAUGUACUCUGACUCAUUGUCUCAGCACUUAGACAGAAUCAGGUGAUUCUUUCAACAGCACAUGCAGUAGAUCCUGUCUGGUGCUCAAGUGCAACACAGGACAUGAUGUGCUUGUCAAAAGAACUUACUCUCAAUUAUUGUGACUCAUAUGGAAAAGAGUAUGACAGCAUGACAGAGGGUUAAUGUUUAUUAUAAAGUCUUGUUACAUAUCUACCGUAUAAGUCCUUGAGAGCCAAAUCUUAUGCAAUCCUUGACUUUCACAACCCAAGCAGGUGAACAAAUGUAAUGCCUUAAAACCCAGACUUCAUUGUCACCUCAACUUCAACAGAGUCGUGGUGCUUUCAUCAAUAUCAUCACAGCUGUUCUGCAGUCAGAAAACAGUUAUUUCUUUAACCCUUUCCAUUAUUUAUUUCAGUCAAUCUUUUUUUCAGUAUGAGAGAACUAUGAAAUAUUUAACAAUUGCCAGGACAAGCAUUCCCAUAUUCAUACACUGAUAAAUGACACCCUGUCUUUUUUUUUUUUUAUAAUGCUUUUGUUUAAUGAGCUGGAAAAAUGAACUUGCUGUCAUACUCUUUUGCAUACAACUAAACUUAUUAUUAUUGAUCACUUUGUUGCAGGCAACAUGCUAUAAUUUUGUCCAAGUACUUUUUUUAGUAUUAAUACCUAUUAUUGCUUUAUGAAAGAAAGUAGUAUCACCACUAUUGCCAUAUAUUUCAGGUAUUAAACAGUUAUUACACAGGUAUGACAAUAUAACAACCCUCUGAUGAAACUACAUUAGAGCAAAUGCCAUUUGAAUCAAAUUCAGAUUUUUUUUCUAUAAACUUUAUUUUUAAAACAGUACAGUAGUUUCAGAGCUAUCCCCCAGCAUUCAAAGUACUUACUGUAUAUUUUAUGUACAUAUAACCUGGCUACAUUGCAGUCAUUUUAUCUACAUUAGUUGCAUGGUGCAAAUAUCUAAUAUGCUGAACCAAAUACUGUACCUAAACUUUAAUCUUACAUAUAGACUGUCAAGUUUGAGGUUUAAGUUUAAACUGCUUAUAUGAAUGUAUAGAUUGUAUUUAUAAAAGACACAACCGUACAAAAAUACCAGUCAUCUAGUAGGUGCUUUUGAAGGAAGCCUUAUCACAAAAGUGACACUGCGAAACUGUGUCAUCAAAAUAGACAUUUAUAACACUGGCUGAGUAGAGUGACUAUAAAGCUACCUAUCCCCAUUUCAUUUGCAAGUGUCCAUGAACUUCACACUCAUACAAUUUAAAAUCUCUUUGCUAAUAUCAUUCAAGCAUAUAUCAACAUUUAGGUAAUUAUGGUGCUCUUGAACAAUGUCCCAAGCUCUGUUUAAUGUAGAAUAAAGAUCAUAUAGAUGUUCAGGGUAGGCUAGAAAGAGUUCUGUGCUUUAGAACAAGGGUUAAAUAGAUCUGCGAGAUCAUUUCUGGUAACAUAUAAGAAGUGUUGUUGAAGAGUUGUUCAAGACAUUCAGUGGAGACAGUGAAGUCAUGUGAGACAUCGUAUGCUAUAUGCCCAUGUUGGUGUUGUGGUACAGUAUUCAUAUUUGAGAACUGGUGAGGAUAAAGGAGAGCGACGUAGAACAAAAUAUAUAUGCUCAAAAGCAACAAUCUUUGAUAAAAGAUUAAAAUACUUGUUAAGGUACUUGGUGUCCAUUUUUGUAGUCUAAACUGAGUAAAUAGAUGGCAAAUGAAGCAUUAAGUGGGUUUAUGGUGGGUGCUAGUGUUGUCAAGAUAAUCCAUCUGUUCAUUCCAAACUGUCUCAUAGUCUCCCACUAUAGCUUCAUCUAAGCCAAUAUGUACAUAAAUCCUGUAAAUGAAUGUCAGGCCACUUUUGUGUGAUGAUAAUCACCAAGCUGUAUCAAAAGAAUUAUUUGAUAUAAAAGAGCAAACCUUAGUUUAAAAUUUUUAACUCUGUCUUAUCCUCUUGUUGCUUUGCUUUCGCACUUUUUGCAUUAAGAACUGUCAAAUGAGUUAGAGUCAGUAAUUUGCAGCUCUGAUUGGUCAGUUGUAUGCAAAAAAAAAAUAAAUAAAAAAUAAAAAAUCCCAUGAAAAAGUUGCAAGAUAGCCGGUGACUCUCACACUGUCAGGAAUUAUUUUAGUUAUUGUAAAUACUUAAGGUAUCAGACAGUAUGGCCCCACCCCACCCACAUCUGUGUAUGCAGGAACAAAAAAAGCCUUUGGCUCGGGCUUCUCAUCUUCUCAUCUCAUUCACUGGUUGUUGUGCCUGUUGCUCUGUAGUAGCUGUGAUGUGUGUUUACUAACUAGUGUAUCGGGACUAUGCAGCAACUUCUACUGGUGCUGGCAAUCAGAAAAUGUCUAAACUUCACAAGCAAAUGCAGUGUGUUUUCAUCAACUCUUGUCUUUGAGUUCUCAAGUUGGACCAAACUGCAUUGCAGGACAAAAGUGAAAGCUUCUUGUAGCAAGUGAUAUUGAGCCUUAAAGAGAAGACUGUUGGUUUUGCAUUGAGACAGGGUUCUAAAGGGUAGUUAAAGAAAUUGCUCUCUAAUGCUCUAAUGUUGUGUUUUGUCCUUAUGAACGGUAUAAGUGGGCGUAGAUGGACUUACAUUGCAGUAAAUGGACGAAUUACUUGAAAGUAAUUUUACUGUCAUAAAAUGACUCCAUGAAAUAAUAACAUGGCUUACAAUGUAAUUAUCUGAGUCCCUGAAAUAGUUGGCAAAAAUCAUCGCUUAAGUUUGCAAAGGGGAAACUGAGUAGAAUUAAACUUAUAGGCCAAUACAGGUUGCUGAAUAGUCAUAUUUUUUCUAAGCUUGUUGUUGACUAAGAUUU